AUGGAACAAGUGUUAAUAGAAACAGUAUUAGAAACACAGAUGCAACAAAAACGACAAAAGAAGAUUAUACUUCCAUCGACAGAGGAUAUUAGAAAACUGGAUAAUUAUUUAACAGAAAAACGACAAGAAGCUUAUAACAAUUUGACGAAAGAAUAUUCAUAUAAAGAGUGGCUAUCUUUGCUGGAAACAACUCUCAUAUCGGUGCAAUUGUUUAAUCGUCGACGAGCUGGAGAGACUGAAAGAAUACAAAUAUCAGAAUUUCAAAAUUAUCACAGUAUUGAUGAAGAAACGAAUAAAGAUAUGUAUAAAUCAUUAUCAAUGGAAGCACGAAGAUUAGCAAAGAAAUAUGUCCGUUUUGUAAUACGUGUACCUCGUGAAAAUCCAUAUCUCUUUGGAAUACCAAGUUACGAUAAGAAGAGAUAUAAAUAUUUAAGGGCUUGCAAUUUAAUGCGGUCUUUUUCAGUAGCAUGCGGAGCAACCAUGUCACAUACAUUACGUGGAACACAAUUGAGAAAACACAUAGCAACUAAAUGUAUUUCUCUAAAUUUAUUAGAGUAUCAGGUGAAUGAUUUAUCAAAUCAUUUGGGACAUUCAGAUAAAAUACACAAAGAGCAUUACAGAUUACCUAUUGCUAGUCGAGACAUUUUACAAGUAUCAAAACUUUUGGAAUAUGCGCAAGGUGAAGAAAAAAAUAACAAUGAGGACGAAAGUACUGAUGACGAUGAUGAAUCUGAUGUAUUGCUCAAAAGAGAUUCAUGUAAUGAUGAAAACCGAUCAUUCUCUUCUGAUGAAUAUCAGAUGAACAUACAUUAUCCAGUAAAAAUCAAAAUUUAUUUAAGGAUUGUGAAGAUAAUCUAA
This is a messenger RNA of Monomorium pharaonis (pharaoh ant), 858 nucleotides long. RefSeq lists its product as uncharacterized. The record is from RefSeq and is a predicted model, not a curated record. The coding region runs from base 1 to 858 and encodes 285 amino acids. NCBI's taxonomy places the organism in Eukaryota, Metazoa, Arthropoda, Insecta, Hymenoptera, Formicidae. The transcript has 4 exons.